AUGAUAGUGGACCCGAUAAACCGCGUGCCGCAGGACUACCUGGACACAAUGUGGUGGAUAGCAUUGGCCAAUUCGUGUACAUUUUCCUACCUCUACGCGGCCACAAACCGCGAGUUCCGGGAGGCGUUCAACAAACUGUUUUACUACUGUUGCUGCAAAUCCCACGUGACGUUCGCCCGCAAAGGGGCGGCGAUGCGACGGGGGUUGGCCGCCGACUCCAUCGGACUGCGCGUCCAUAUAAUACCCGGACUCAAUAUCUACGCUCAACGCAAAGACAACGCCACCUGCACCACAUCCUACCGGACCGGAUGCACAGGUAUGGGCUCCAGUGUGAGCAGUGGUGGCUCGUCAUACCAUCACAGCGGAGGGUUUGGCGGCGGGUUCGGCGGCUUCUCCAGAGCUUUCCAGACAAAGUCCAGUGAUUUAUAA
Molecule: messenger RNA, 429 nt
Organism: Oppiella nova
Lineage: Eukaryota; Metazoa; Arthropoda; Arachnida; Sarcoptiformes; Oppiidae
Source: the annotation of a GenBank genome assembly